Ziziphus jujuba (common jujube) is the source of this 1604-nucleotide messenger RNA. RefSeq lists its product as uncharacterized. Gene Ontology annotation, molecular function: RNA binding; methyltransferase activity. The record is from RefSeq and is a predicted model, not a curated record. The coding region runs from base 85 to 1401 and encodes 438 amino acids. The transcript has 8 exons. NCBI's taxonomy places the organism in Eukaryota, Viridiplantae, Streptophyta, Magnoliopsida, Rosales, Rhamnaceae.
AUAGAAAGGAAAGCGGUAGAAAAAGUGAAGAAGAGCUGCUACCAUUGAACUUUGAAGUUGAAAUCUUUUUGUAAUUUGAAAGCCAUGCAGCGGCAACUGAUGAAGUGUCUGUCUGUUUCUUCUUUGCCAGCCGCCACCACCACCACCCUUCAAGAACUCGCGUUUGCUCACCCCAAAGGUAUUGCAAAGGUUGUACUGAAAAAGGGGAAGACACAACUCUUCAAGGAUGGAAGCCCCAUGGUAUACAGUGGAGCAGUUGAUAGAAUAAUUGGUAGACCACCACCUAAUACUGGAGAUAUUGUGCUGGUAGCUGAUGGGAAAGAAAAGCCAAUAGGAUGGGGCAUGUAUAAUUCUGCAUCUAUGUUCUGUGUCCGAUUGAUGCAGCUUGAGGAAGAAGUGACAAGAGAUUCUUCCUGUGCGUUGGACAUGCAGAAACUGCUUGAAACGAGAAUUGAUGCAGCUAUAGAAUUACGUAAAAGUUUGGGGCUUCCCUCAGCUAAUACAAAUACUUUUCGACUUGUCAAUAGUGAAGGAGACAGAUUGUCAGGACUAAUUGUUGACAUCUUUGGAGAUAUAGCUGUAGUAGCAUCAUCUGCUGCUUGGGUUGAGAAGUACAAACCAGAAAUAGAGGCUUGCAUAACAAGAAAGGGUGAAAUUAAUCAUAUAAACUGGAGACCAUCUGUUGAAAUUUUGAAAGAAGAAGGAUUGGAUGUGUCAAAUCUGAAGGAAAUGCAUUCAUCCACCUGUCCUGAAAGAACAAAGGUCAUGGAAAAUGGGAUUUCUUAUGCAAUUUCACUUGAGGGUCAGAAGACAGGAUUUUAUGCUGAUCAGCGUGACAACCGUCUAUUUAUAUCAAAAAUUUCAGACGGUCAGAGAGUUCUUGAUAUAUGCUGCUACAGUGGUGGUUUUGCUCUAAAUGCAGCACGAGGGGGUGCCAUAGAUGUUACUGGUGUUGAUACAUCCUUGCCGGCUUUAGAGUUAGCUAAAGAAAACAUUGUGCUUAACAACAUGGAUCCAGAAAGAAUAUCAUUUUUACAAGAAGAUGCAAGUGCGUUUAUGAAGAGUGCCCUUUCUAGAAAUGAAUCAUGGGAUAUUGUCAUUUUAGAUCCUCCUAAACUAGCUCCACGAAGAAAGGUACUACAAAGUGCAUCAGGAAUGUAUAGAACGUUAAAUUCAAUGGCAAUGCGAUUGACAAAGAGGGGUGGUCUUUUCAUGACUUGUUCAUGUUCUGGAGCUAUAACCCAAAGUGGGAUGUUCUUGCGCAUUCUUCAGGGUGCUGCAACAAUGGCUGGGAGAAAAGUAACAAUUCUAAGACAGGCUGGAGCAGCUUGUGAUCAUCCUAUAGACCCAUCAUACCCCGAAGGCGCUUACCUUUCUAACAUCCUACUGAGAGUGCUUUAAAAAUCACUCGGAAUGGAAAAGACAUGCAGAUAUGCUGCCUAAUUUAUUUUUUCAUUAAUGGGUGUAAAAGAAAUGCAAUGAAUGAAUGGAAUAAAACAAAAUGUAUUAAAUACUGUUUCCUGGAAUUAUACAUGUAAGUUUAUGAUGUCGUACUUGAAAAUAAAAAUAAAAAGAAAUCCAAGACACUGCUUGUCAAACUUCUA